AUGAAGCUGCCUAUCAAGUCUCCCUUGCAUCCGGCACUGCUUGGGAGGCAAACCAUCAGGGGUGGGGAAGCAAUCACCAUACCUAUGGCGCUUCCUAUCCUUCCCACGGCACCACCGCAGAGCUCAGCUCCGUCCGCAUCAACCUUGGAUCACGAUGCACAGAAACUUGGGCCCCUGAUCAAUUCAGUGUACAAGUCGCCGGACAUAACGUUUUACUUGAAUGGACGGCGCACAGUUCUGACCAAUCCAAACCCACAAUGGACACUGCUCGACUAUCUGCGGUCUCGACCGGGGCUAAAAGGCACCAAGCUGGGCUGUGGCGAGGGAGGAUGUGGUGCCUGCACUGUGGUGAUGCAAGUCGGCCAACAGUCUCCCAGAAGACGGAUCAAUCACAUUUCCGUCAAUGCGUGUCUUUUUCCGCUAUUGGGAUGCGAAGGAAAGCAUAUCAUUACAGUCGAGGGCAUUGGCUCCAUCGCGAGCCCGCAUCCGCUGCAAGAGAGGAUGGCCAAGAUGCAUGGAAGCCAGUGCGGUUUCUGCACUCCAGGAAUCGUCAUGAGUCUGUAUGCCUUGGUUAGAAAUGCCUGGGAUCCAGAAGAAGGUGUGUUCAGGCUGAGUGAGAGGGAUGUAGAGCUGCAGGGGGCACUGGACGGAAACCUAUGCCGAUGCACAGGCUACAAGACAAUAUUGGAGGCGGCGAAAACAUUUGUCACCGAAGAUCUCAAAGGAAAGGUUGUCGGAUCAACAGGAGAGGAUCUUAAAGGCGACAUUGAGGAGGAUAUGAGCGCACUGGCCGUCAGCCAAAGCCCUUCAUCAUUACCCUCCUGUGGCCGGCCAGGUGGAUGCUGCAGAGACAACCAAGGGGCUUCGUGCGGCAGCAGCGCUACCAAAGACCGGUCUUCAUCGUCGGAAAGCCUCGAAAAGAUCAACAGCGGCUCCUCAGAGAAUGGCUCAACUGAUGAAAGCGCACCUUCUCUCAGCACCUCUGUUUCGAGCCAAGAAAACGUCAAACCUAACCCGGUUCUAGAGCUCGGCGGCACGGUAAUCACACAGAAAGACCAUUACGACUUCCAGCCAUAUGAGCCUGACACAGACCUCAUUUUCCCACCCUCACUGUGGAAACACGAGCCAAAGCCCAUCUGCUAUGGGGAUAGCACAAUGCUUUGGUUUAGACCGACGAACCUUGCUCAACUCUUGGAAAUAAAGUCGAUCUACCCACCAGCAAAAGUAGUCAGCGGAGCGAGCGAAGUCGCAAUCGAGCAAAGAUUCAAAAGCGCCGAAUUCCCAGUCAUGGUGUAUGUUGGGGACAUAGAUGAGCUCAGGAGCUCAACUCUGGUUCUUGCCGAUGCGCCGGACACAAACUGGCAAAGCCUGAACGAGGUGGUGUUCCCUGCCAACGUUUCUUUGACAAAUAUCGAACGGCUAUGCAAAGAGGCACAGGCAAAAAUGGGAAAGCGAGCACAAGUGUUGGAAGCAUUGCGCAAACAACUGCGGUAUUUUGGGGGCAGACAAAUCCGGAACGUUGCGACGCUGGCAGGGAAUAUCGCCACUGCCAGUCCCAUCUCAGAUGCACUUCCGGUUCUGAUGGCUUCCGGGGCCAGUGUAACGAUCGAAAGACUGGAUAAGGAUUCUGGAGACGUGAUCGCGAAGGAGGUGCCACUAUCGGAGUUUGUGAAGGGGUAUCGACGGACAACCUUGACGCAGGAGAUUCAGGACGGGGUCCUUACUACGGUUCGGAUGCCCUUGUCGCCGACAAGCAGCAAUGAGACUAUAAAAGCCUACAAGCAAGCCAAGCGCAAGGAAGAUGAUAUCGCGAUCGUCACCGCAUGCUUCAGGGUGCGCCUGGACAAUGCCGGACUGGUGGAGGACGCAGUCUUCGCAUACGGAGGAAUGGCACCAACGACAAGACUGUCUCCAGAAACCCAGAUUCUGCUGAAAGGACUGCCCUGGACCGACCACUCAACGCUUGAAAGAGCUAUAGAGUCGCUCCAAAAAGAGCUUUGGCUACCAUUCGACGUCCCCGGAGGAAUGGCUCAAUACCGGACAACCCUAGCCUGUUCGCUUUUCAUGCGAUUCUGGCACGAGUCUUUGUCAGAUCUUGGCCUAGACAUGCCGCACCUCCCUGCCAACACUAGCACGAAAAACGCAUCAACAAUGGGCAAACCCGUCCCACAUCUGUCAUCCCUGGCCCAAACGACGGGACAAGCCGAGUACGUCGAUGAUAUUCCGGCUCAGUCCGAGGAGCUGUUUGUCGGGCUGGUCCUCUCAACUCGUUCCCAUGCUCGCAUCAUUUCUGUCGACUGGUCCGCUGCAUUAGAACUGCCUGGCGUGGUGGGCUAUCUGGACCAUAAAGCUCUCUCAUCGCCGGACCUUAACUUGUGGGGCAGCUUGAAGCACGACGAGCCUUUCUUUGCCACAGAAACCGUAGACAGCCAUGGUCAGGUCAUCGGUGUGAUUCUCGCAGAAACGCAACUGGGAGCAAGAAUAGCUGCAAAGAAGGUGAAGAUCGAGUACAAAGACCUGCCUGCGGUGAUCACUAUCGACCAGGCGAUCCAGGCCGGAAGCUUCUUUACGUACGGGAAGGAAUUGCGUAAGGGCGAGUCGGCCUUAAAGCAAGAUCUGAGCGGGCCGUUCGAGGCGUGUGAUUGUAUAUUUGAGGGCACGACGAGGUUAGGGGGACAGGAGCAGUUCUAUCUGGAAACAAACGCUGCGCUCGCCAUCCCAAAGAGCGAGGACGGACAGAUGGAAGUAUGGUCAAGUACCCAAAAUACCAUGGAAACGCAAACAUUUGUCUCCCAGAUCCUCACCGUCCCAAACCACAAGAUCAAUGUGCGGGUCAAGCGCCUGGGCGGCGGCUUUGGCGGCAAAGAAUCGCGCAGUGUACCUAUCGCAUGCUACUGCGCCCUCGGUGCAGCAAAGUACAACCGCCCGGUGCGCAUCAUGCUUACUCGCGAGGAAGAUAUGGCGACAUCGGGCCAGCGUCACCCGUUCAAGGCCAAGUGGCGGGUUGGCGUUACCAACGAAGGGAAGUUGAUGGUGCUUGAGGCUGACUUGUACAACAACGCCGGGUACACCGUUGACAUGUCCACUGCUGUCAUGGAUCGAGCUCUGACACACGUUGACAACUGCUAUGAGAUUCCGGACGUCUGGGUGCGUGGACAUGUCUGCAAGACAAACACUCACAGUAACACUGCAUUCCGGGGUUUUGGUGGGCCGCAGGGUAUGUACAUCACCGAGAGCAUAAUAUCUGCGGUGGCUGAAGGACUCGAUAUCCCUGUGGACGAGAUUCGUCGCAAGAAUCUCUAUGUUGAAGGGCAGAGGACGCCAUUCCUCCAACACAUCAACGAGGACUGGCACGUGCCAACUAUGCUUGAACAAGUCCGCCGCAACACGCGAUUUGACGACCGGAAGAAAGCUAUCGAAGCAUACAAUGCCGAUCCCAAGAACCGUUGGAGGAAGAAGGGGAUCGCAAUGAUUCCUACCAAAUUUGGUCUCUCCUUUGCCACGGCGUUGCAUUUGAAUCAAGCCUCAGCAUAUGUGCAGAUCUACACGGACGGGACUGUGCUUCUCUCUCAUGGAGGAACGGAGAUGGGGCAAGGACUGUACACCAAGAUGUGUCAGGUCGCGGCGGCAGAGCUCGGAGUGCCGCUCAGGGACGUGUACACAAGUGACAGCUCGACAUACUCUAUCGCCAACGCAUCACCGACAGCAGCAAGCUCUGGAAGCGACCUGAAUGGCAUGGCUGUUAAGGCGGCCUGUGAAAAGUUGAGGGAGAGGCUAAAGCCCUACCGCCAGGAGCUGGGAGAGCAAGCUUCCAUGAAGGAGCUGGCAAUGGCCGCAUAUCGUGACCGUGUGAGCCUGAUUGCAAGCGGCUUCUGGAAAAUGCCCAGAAUUGGAUAUAUCUGGAACGACUUCGAGAAUCUGAAUCCGAAGCCCAUGUACUACUACUGGACACAGGGCGUAGCAGUGACUGAAGUCGAGCUAGACGUCCUGACCGGUGACCACCAUGUCUUGAGGACAGACAUCAUGAUGGACGUUGGAAACUCGAUCAAUCCCGCCCUCGACUACGGCCAGAUCGAAGGGGCAUUCAUUCAGGGCCAAGGCCUCUUCACGCUCGAAGAAUCCCUCUGGAACUCGAAGACCGGCUGCUUGUCGACGACUGGCCCAGGGACGUACAAGAUCCCGGGAUUCGGUGACAUCCCUCGUGAGUUCAACGUCAGCAUGCUAAAGCAGGACACCGAAGGCAACCCAAUCAGCUGGAAGCACCUGCGUUCGAUCGCAAGCAGCAAGGGAGUCGGCGAGCCACCUUUGUUCCUGGGCUCGACGGUGUUCUUCGCACUGAGAGAGGCUGUCAGGGCCGCAAGGAAGCAGAAUGGACUUGGCGACAGUGGUUUAGUGCUGGACAGCCCGGCGACUGCAGAGGCACUGAGAUGUGCCGUAGGGGACCAGCUGAGUAGAAAAUGCGUUGUUGAGCAGGUGGAGGAACAAAGCGCUCAACGCGAACGACCCGCCAAGAUGGACCACAAAGCUGCUUCGCCGGAGGAACCACUGCCAGAAAAGGUCGAGCUGGAGACGGGGAAGCUGGGCAAGGCCUCCCAAGAUACUACACGUAUUGCACAUCUUGAGCAUUUUGAAAAUGAAGAUGCAUCGCAGCACAAAGCCCGGACGACGAAGCUCCUGCGAAAGAUCGACCUGCAUCUCCUCCCAUUCCUCAUCGUGAUGUACCUUCUCAAUUUUCUGGACCGAUCGAAUCUUGCGCAGGCCCGGCAGGGCUCGCUAGAGAAGGAUCUGGGCAUGAAAGGGACGGAUUUCAAUCUCGCGACGUCGAUCUUCUUUGUUGGAUACUUGUUGAUGCAGCUGCCGUCGAACAUGCUGAUCACGCGAGUACAGCCGAGGGUGUACUUGAGCACUGCAAUGGUGCUGUGGGGUGUAGUCAGCACCUGCAAUGCUGCAACGCACUCGUUCGGGGCGCUGGUCGCGGUCAGGUUCUUCCUAGGGUUCGUCGAGGCACCAUUCUUCCCCGGUGCCAUCUUUCUGAUGAGCUCUUGGUACACCCGAGCUGAGCUGGUCAAGCGGAUCGCAUGGUUCUAUUCUGGCAACGCUCUGGCUAACAUGUUUGGUGGCCUGUUGGGGGCUGCUAUCCUGGGCAAUCUGGACGGGGACUUGGGACUCUCCAGCUGGAGAUGGCUGUUCAUAAUUGAAGGGACAAUCACGAUCGGCAUCGCCAUCAUCUCCGGCUUCUUUCUGCCCAACUACCCAGCCACAACACCCUGGCUGAACGAUGAGGAGAAACACUUCGCAGCAUGGCGCCUCCUUGCCGAUAUUAACGAAGAAGAUGAGCGGCAUGCCACAUCCACGACGGCUGGGCUCAAGCUGGCCCUCGCAGACUACAGGCUGUAUCUCUUUGUGCUUCUGCAGCACGUCAGCCUGCUCAGCCAGACAUUCCAAUACUUCUUCCCUUCCAUCGUCGGAACGUUGGGGUAUGGAAGCAUUGACACAAUUUGGCUGACGGCUCCCGUCUGGUUCGCGACGUUUCUCGUUUCCAUCUUCGUGACCUGGACAUCAUCCAGAACCAAAGACCGAUCGAUCCACAUUGUCUGCCUUAUGCUGGUCGCAGCAGUCGGGAACGCCAUCGCGACAGGCACAACAAACAUCGGUGCUCGCUUCUUCGCCAUGUUCCUUAUGCCGAUGGGUGCAGUCUCCGCUUAUCAGAUUAUAGUGUCCUGGGUAGCCAACUCAUUCCCGCGGCCCCUGGUCAAACGCUCCAUCUCGAUCGCGAUCGCAAAUAUGAUCGGCAACACGGCGAGCAUAUACGGCUCGUAUAUGUACCCGGCCACAGCGGCGCCGCGAUAUAUACCCGGAGGAACAGCGAAUACUGUCAUAUGUCUCAUGGUCGCGCUUCUGGCGUUGCUCCUGCGUUUUGUGCAUCUGAGGGAGAACAGGGAGCUGGAGAAAUUGGAAGAGCGGGAGCUUGCAGAUGGUGACCAGGGUGGAAACGGGGGCGGUGGGGGCAGGAGGGCGGUUGGCUUCAGAUAUGUUUAUUGA
Molecule: messenger RNA, 6042 nt
Organism: Diaporthe amygdali
Lineage: Eukaryota; Fungi; Ascomycota; Sordariomycetes; Diaporthales; Diaporthaceae
Exons: 10
Coding region: 1-6042 (2013 amino acids)
Biological process (GO): transmembrane transport
Molecular function (GO): iron ion binding; transmembrane transporter activity; 2 iron, 2 sulfur cluster binding
Source: RefSeq, a predicted model, not a curated record